GGAGAGUGCUGUCCCCUUCUUAAACCCGCAGAGCUUCCAACUGCCGCUCACUGGCCUCUCGCGCCAGUCUUGCUCCCGCGCGAUGGCCUCGGUGCUGAGCUAUGUCUCCAAGUUCAAGUCCUUCGUGAUUUUGUUCGCCACCCCGAUAUUGCUGCUGCCACUCAUCAUUCUGAUACCCGCCAAGUUUGUCAGGUGUGCCUACGUCAUCAUCCUCAUGGCUAUAUACUGGUGCACAGAAGUCAUCCCUUUGGCCGUCACCUCCCUCAUACCUGCCUUGCUUUUCCCACUCUUCAAGAUUCUGGACUCCAAGCAGGUGUGUGUCCAGUACAUGAAGGACACCAACAUGCUGUUCCUGGGUGGCCUUAUUGUGGCAGUCGCUGUGGAGCGCUGGAAUCUGCAUAAGAGGAUCGCCCUGCGCACGCUCCUCUGGGUGGGGGCCAAGCCCGCACAGCUGAUGCUGGGCUUCAUGGGCGCCACAGCCUUCCUGUCCAUGUGGAUCAGCAACACGGCCACCACAGCCAUGAUGGUGCCCAUCGUGGAGGCCAUGCUGCAGCAGAUGGAAUCCACCAGGUCAGCCACUGCACUGGAGCUGAGGGACAAGGGCAAGAACAACGAGUUGCCAGGGAACCAAGUGAUUUUCGAAAGCCCGGUCAUGGGGCAGGAAGAGGACAAAGACAGGAAGAGCAUGUGCAAGGCCAUGACACUAUGCGUAUGCUAUGCAGCCAGCAUUGGCGGCACGGCCACCCUGACCGGGACAGGACCUAAUGUGGUACUCCAGGGCCAGAUGCAUGAAUUGUUUCCUGGCAGUAAAGACAUCGUGAACUUCGCCUCUUGGUUUGGAUUUGCCUUCCCCAAUAUGCUGAUAAUGCUGCUGCUUGCCUGGCUCUGGCUCCAGUGUCUUUUUAUGAAAUUCAAUUUUAAAAAAUCCUGGGGCUGUGGAACAGAAAGGGAGAAUAAUGAGAAGGCUGCCUAUGAAGUACUGCAGGAGGAAUACAGGAAGCUAGGGUCCUUCUCCUUUGCCGAGGCCAAUGUCCUAAUCUGCUUCGUGCUGCUUGUGGUCCUGUGGUUCUCCCGAGACCCUGGCUUCAUGCCCGGAUGGCUGUCCAUUGCCUGGACGGAAGGCGGCACCAAAUAUGCCUCUGAUGCCACUGUGGCCAUCUUUGUGGCCAUUUUACUAUUUAUUGUGCCUUCACAAAAGCCCAAGUUCAACUUCUGCAGUCAGUCUGAAGAAGAGAGGAAGGCUGCAUUUUAUCCCCCUGCAUUGAUGGAUUGGAAGGUGGCCCAGGAAAAAGUGCCCUGGGGCAUUGUGCUGCUGCUGGGAGGUGGAUUUGCUCUGGCUAAAGGAUGUGAGGCCUCGGGGCUGUCCGAAUGGAUGGGGAAGCAGAUGGAACCCUUGCAUGCCGUGCCCCCAGCAGCCAUCACCUUGAUCUUGUCCUUGCUCGUUGCUGUGUUCACUGAGUGCACAAGCAAUGUGGCUACCACCACCCUGUUCCUGCCCAUCUUUGCCUCCAUGUCACGCUCCAUUGGCCUCAAUCCACUGUACGUCAUGCUUCCCUGUACCCUGAGUGCGUCCUUUGCCUUCAUGUUGCCUGUGGCCACCCCGCCUAACGCCAUCGUAUUUGCCUACGGACACCUCAAGGUUUCUGACAUGAUGAAAACAGGACUGAUGAUGAACAUCAUCGGAGUCUUCUGCGUGUUUCUGGCCGUCAACACCUGGGGGCGGGUCAUAUUUGACUUGGAUAAUUUCCCCGACUGGGCUAAUGUGACACACAUUGAGACUUAGAAAGAGCCACAAGACCCACGGACCCAGCCCCCACCCUUCUGAAGACUCUGGAACCUUCUGGCAUGUCUUGCAGCAGAGCUUUGCUGUUCAUAGCCUGAUGGGACACAAUGAU
Molecule: messenger RNA, 1895 nt
Organism: Chrysochloris asiatica (Cape golden mole)
Lineage: Eukaryota; Metazoa; Chordata; Mammalia; Afrosoricida; Chrysochloridae
Gene: SLC13A5
Product: solute carrier family 13 (sodium-dependent citrate transporter), member 5
Exons: 12
Coding region: 83-1783 (566 amino acids)
Biological process (GO): citrate transport; monoatomic anion transmembrane transport
Cellular component (GO): membrane
Molecular function (GO): citrate transmembrane transporter activity; succinate transmembrane transporter activity; sodium:dicarboxylate symporter activity
Source: RefSeq, a predicted model, not a curated record